AUGCAUACCUCGGCGGGCCACACGAAACCCUUCGACUCUGACCACAAAUUCGACAACCGCAAGAGAAAAACCGCCAUUGCGAAGCCUUCGUGUAGAACUUCCUCCGAGCUGACACUCCUCAUAUCGGACGACAAUGACUAUUUCGAGCGUGGGCGCAUGUACCAGAGAAACAAGGUGGAGAGCGUGUCCAUGCAGGAGUUGGAGGGAUACGCCGUGAACCAGUCUCGGGAGACCACGAAAUCGAUCGACAACUGCCUGAAGAUAGCUGCCGAAAAUAGGGAGGAUGGGGCCUGGACGCUCGACACCUUGCACCAGCAAGGGGAGCAGAUUCACCGAACCCACGUCAUGGCUGCCGAUAUGGACCGCAAUUUGAGCAAGGUACAAAAUAUUGAUGAUUCUUGA
Striga hermonthica is the source of this 402-nucleotide messenger RNA. The record is from the annotation of a GenBank genome assembly. Lineage: Eukaryota; Viridiplantae; Streptophyta; Magnoliopsida; Lamiales; Orobanchaceae.